UCCUCGGCCGGCGGCGCUCCUAAGGACGGGCGCUGUCAUGGCGGCAGACGGCGGCAGCGUCGGCAGGAAGCGAUGAGGCUGAGUGAGAGUCCGGCGUGCGGUUGAAACUUCGGCAGCUUUCCGGGGAGAGCGGCUGGCGGUGCUCCGCGGCCGCCGCCUCCGUACCUCUCCGCGCCGGAUCAGAGCAGCCCGCUCCCCCUGCGCGGGCGCGGCGGCUGAGCUACCGCCGCUGACAGCCGCCUCCCGCGAGGAGAGCGCUGCCGGAUAGCCUUCCCCGGCCCGGGCUGCGUCUUCCUCUUGCUCCGCCGCACGGAGGGCACCGGCCAUGGCGAGCGACGGCAGACAAGUUGUGAGGCCAACAGGUGAUGGUGGAGGAGGAGCGGGGAAAGAAGGAAACGCCGCCGAAGGGGGAAGCGUACUGCAGCCUCUGAAUCCAGGGGUCCCUAUCCGAGGCAUCAGGAUGAAGUUUGCUGUGCUGGGAGGGCUGGUGGAGGUUGGUGAGGUGUCGAACAGAGACAUCGUGGAAACGGUAUUCAAUCUGCUUGUUGGAGGCCAAUUUGACUUGGAAAUGAACUUUAUCAUCCAAGAAGGAGAGGGCAUUACUUGCAUGGUAGAAUUGCUGGAUAAAUGUGACAUCUCCUGUCAGGCUGAGGUGUGGAGCAUGUUUACAGCUAUCUUGAAAAAAAGUAUACGCAAUCUACAAGCGUGCACAGAAGUGGGACUGGUUGAACAAGUGCUCAAGAGGAUUGAUAGAGCUGACAACAUGAUUGCAGAUCUCUUAGUGGAUAUGCUGGGUGUGUUGGCUAGCUACAACUUGACCGUUCGAGAGCUAAAGUUAUUCUUCAGCAAGCUUCAAGGAGAAAAAGGGAGAUGGCCACCACACGCUGGGAAAUUGUUGUCUGUGUUAAAACACAUGCCUCAGAAGUAUGGACCUGAUGCCUUCUUCAACUUUCCGGGGAAAAGUGCUGCAGCCAUUGCCUUACCUCCUAUAGCCAAGUGGCCCUAUCAGAAUGGAUUUACUUUUCACACUUGGUUAAGAAUGGAUCCUGUAAACAAUAUCAAUGUGGAUAAGGAUAAGCCAUAUUUAUAUUGUUUUCGAACGAACAAAGGACUUGGCUAUUCUGCUCACUUUGUUGGUGGCUGCUUGAUUGUAACGUCCAUAAAAUCAAAGGGAAAAGGUUUUCAGCAUUGCGUAAAAUUUGAUUUCAAGCCACAGAAGUGGUAUAUGGUUACUAUUGUGCACAUCUAUAAUCGCUGGAAGAAUAGUGAACUUCGAUGCUAUGUGAAUGGGGAACUGGCAUCUUAUGGAGAAAUAACAUGGUUCGUCAACACCAAUGAUACUUUUGACAAAUGUUUCCUGGGUUCCUCAGAAACAGCAGAUGCCAAUCGAGUGUUUUGUGGGCAAAUGACAUCCGUUUACCUUUUCAGUGAGGCUCUCAAUGCUGCUCAAAUCUUUGCCAUUUAUCAGCUUGGUCUGGGAUACAAGGGAACAUUCAAAUUCAAGGCAGAAAGUGAUCUCUUCCUCGAUGAACAUCACAGAUUGUUGCUGUAUGAUGGCAAACUAUCCAGUGCUAUUGCUUUUAUGUAUAAUCCAAGGGCUACAGAUGCACAGCUCUGUCUAGAGUCAUCCCCUAAAGAUAACCCUUCUAUUUUUGUUCAUUCACCACAUGCCCUCAUGCUGCAGGAUGUGAAAGCAGUCUUGACACAUUCUGUCCAGAGUGCCUUGCAUUCCAUUGGAGGAGUGCAGGUACUUUUUCCUCUCUUUGCACAGCUAGACUAUAGGCAAUAUUCAUCGGACCACAUUGACACAACUGUUUGUUCAACUCUGUUGGCUUUUAUUAUGGAGUUGUUGAAGAACUCGAUUGCUAUGCAAGAUCAAAUGCUUUCCUGUAAGGGCUUCCUUGUGAUAGGAUAUAGCUUGGAAAAGUCUUCCAAAGCUCAUGUUACCCGAGCUGUACUAGAGCUAUGCCUUGCUUUUUCUAAGUACCUGAGCAACUUGCACAAUGGAGCGCCCUUGCUGAAACAGCUAUGUGAUCAUAUUCUCCUUAAUCCUGCAAUAUGGAUUCAUAUCCCAGCACAGGUUCAGCUGAUCCUGUACACUUACUUGUCUACUGAGUUCAUUGGCACUGUUAACAUAUAUGGUGCAAUUAGACGGGUUGGAACAGUUCUUUUGGUCAUGCAUACCCUGAAGUAUUAUUACUGGGUAGUGAAUCCUCAAGAUCGCAGUGGUAUAACUCCCAAAGGCAUAGAUGGGCCUCGGCCUACGCAAAAAGAGACUUUAUCUCUGCGUGCGUUUUUGUUGAUGUUCAUUAAACAGCUAGUGAUGAAGGACUAUGGAGUAAAAGAAGAAGAAUUGCAGGCAAUCCUCAAUUAUCUGCUCACUAUUCAUGAGGAUGACAAUCUAAUGGAUGUCCUGCAGUUGCUUGUUGCUCUCAUGUCAGAGCACCCAAGUUCGAUGAUCCCUGCUUUUGAUCAGAGGAAUGGAUUACAGGUCAUCUACAAACUUUUAGCAUCAAAAAGCGAAGGCAUCAGGGUGCAAGCUCUGAAAGUGAUGGGAUAUUUCUUAAAGCAUCUUCCUCCAAAGAGAAAAGCUGAGAUCAUGCUUGGACAUGGAUUGUUUUCUUUGCUGGCUGAAAGGCUGAUGCUUCAUACAAACCUGAUCACCAUGACCACAUACAAUGUCUUAUUUGAGAUUCUGACUGAACAGAUUUGUACCCAGGUGAUACAUAAACAACAUCCUGACCCAGAUUCAACGGUGAAGAUACAAAAUCCUCAGAUUUUGAAGGUUAUUGCCAUCCUGCUACGUAAUUCUCCCCAGAGUCCAGAAACAUUGGAGAUUCGGCGAGCCUUUCUCUCAGAUAUGAUUAAACUUUUUAAUAACAGCAGAGAAAAUAGAAGGAGUUUGUUGCAAUGCUCCGUUUGGCAGGAGUGGAUGCUUUCUCUUUGCUGUUUUAAUCCCAAGACUUCGGAGGAGCAGAAGAUAACUGAGAUGGUGUAUACUGUUUUUCGAAUUUUGCUUUACCAUGCUAUCAAGUAUGAGUGGGGUGGCUGGCGUGUUUGGGUGGAUACACUGUCCAUCACACAUUCUAAGGUAACCUUUGAAAUGCACAAAGAAAGUCUUUCUCAAAUGUACAGGGAAUACCAAGAGAAGGGAGGUGAAGAGAGUGUAACAUGUCCUUCAGCUCCAAUUAGAACAAUUUCUGGAGUUGGCCAAGGAGCUGAAAUUGUGGGAAAGAAGCAGUGUUUGGAAUUAAAAGAAGCUGCUACUGCUCCUCCCUCCCGUGAUGAUAUGGAGUCCGGUACUGAAAAAAAUGAGUCAGAAGGUGAGCAGCAAACUCCUUCAGUCUCUGAGCAAAGGAAUGACUUCAAGGAUGAGGACAGGGAAACUAUGCAGGAUCUAAAAGCAGUGCCUUGUUCAGAGCUUUCUCCAGAGCCUGAAGCAAUAAAACCCAGUGUUUCUGAAAUUAGUAGUGGAAUAGCUGAAGCAAUUGAAGAUUCUCAGAGCAGAGUUCAUGAGCUUGUGGAGGAAACAGCUGCUGUUACUGCAGCUUCUUUGGUAAUGGAAACUUCUUCGGAAGGAGAAAGUCCAGGAAUGGAAAGGUCAGCAGUGGAAGUAGAAGACGAUGAUGACUUUGUUGAUUUGAAAGAGGAGAGUGGUAUGCCUUUACCUUCAGAAGAGUUUGCAGAAACAGACAGAAAGCAUAGCUCUAAUGAAAAUGGAGAGACAAAGCAGGAAAAGGCAAUACAACAGGAACUUGAAUCUGUGCUUUUAAAAUCUGAAGAUACUGGAGGUGUGGAUGGGCAAAACAAAGAGCUGGCUUUAUCAGAAACAGUCAGUUCUGCAGCUGAAGUAGUGACUCAACUGAAUUCAGAAGGGGAGAAGAAGCUGGAGGAAGAAAAGGUGCUUUACAGUGAAACGAGAACAGCUGAAGAUACCAAUGCACAUGUACCAGAGCAUGCAGGAUGCUCUGAAAAAAGAAUUGCCAGGCUUGAUGUUUCUAGUGUUGCAUCUGAUACAGAAAGACUGGAACUGAAAGCCCAUACACGUCUCGAAGCACCUCUACCCCCCAGAUCUCUACCUGAGAUGUCAAGGCAGCAAGAUUCUUCAGGACAAGAGCUAGCUCCUACAUCAGAUGGGCAGAGAAGAGACUCUAGAUCAACUGUGUUCCGUAUUCCUGAGUUUAAGUGGUCUCUGAUGCAUCAGCGCUUGCUUACAGACUUGCUCUUUUCAAUUGAAACAGAUAUACAGAUGUGGAGAAGUCAUUCUACAAAAACUGUGAUGGACUUUGUGAAUAGCAGUGACAAUGUCGUAUUUGUACACAAUACCAUUCACCUCAUCUCUCAAGUGGUGGACAACAUGAUCAUGGCUUGUGGUGGCAUAUUGCCACUGCUUUCUGCUGCCACAUCUGCUACUCAUGAAUUGGAGAACAUUGAGGCAACUCAAGGACUCUCGGUAGAAGCUUCUUUAACAUUUCUCCAGAGAUUAAUUAACCUUGUAGACGUGUUAAUUUUUGCAAGCUCUCUUGGUUUCACUGAAAUUGAGUCUGAGAAAAAUAUGUCAUCUGGAGGAAUUCUACGACAAUGUCUUCGUCUGGUGUGUGCCAUAGCAGUAAGAAAUUGCUUGGAGUGUCAGCAACAUGCACAGUUGAAGCCAAUUGGAGACCUCACAAAGAACCAAAAAACAGUGCAGGGGUUUAUAGGAGCAGGCAAGUCUGCAGCGAAGAGUCCAGUGGACAUUGUGACUGGUGGAAUUUCUCCAAUACGAGACCUUGACAGACUUCUGCAGGACAUGGAUAUUAAUAGACUUCGAGCAGUAGUGUUCAGAGAUAUAGAGGAUAGUAAACAGGCUCAGUUCUUGGCUUUGGCAGUUGUAUAUUUUAUUUCUGUACUCAUGGUUUCAAAAUACAGAGAUAUUCUGGAACCCCAGAAUGAAAGAAGACCACCAACCCACAGUCAGUCAUUGAAGGAAUCAGGGAAUGAAAAUAAUGGAACUUCUGCUGCAGAUGUGGAACAUCCGUCUGCUGCUCUUGGUGCUUUAACUUCGGCUUCUGCUGAAGAUUCAGACUGUACAGCAUCUGUACAAAGAAGGGACUCUGGUCUUGGGGAGGAACCAGCUUCAGAGCAAACAAACAGUUCGGGCGGUGUUGCUGAGGCAGAAGCUCUGAGUGUCAGUGCAGGUCCAGAUGCUGUCAGUGAAGUACUUUGCACCCUGUCCUUAGAAGUAAAUAAGUCUCAGGAGGACAGAGGUGAGACUGGACCAGAGGACAGUAAGCCUUCAGCUUCUGUGCCAGCUGCAAAAAAUGUUAAUGUAAAGGACAUUCUGAGAAGCUUAGUAAGCACACCAGCUGAUGGGACUGCAGUUGAUCCUGCUCUUCUGCCACCUGCCUUUCUUGGAGUUCUUGGUGAUGGAGCUGCUGAGCAGCCCGUACAGUUCCAUUCUUUUGACAGGAGUGUUGUAGUACCACCCAAGAAAUCAAACAUUUCCGCUACUACAGCUCCUGUGGGUAUUCCUGCAAAUGCUGUCAGUGUGGUUUCUUUAGAUUCGGCACAAGCUUCAGAUUUGUCAGCUGAAUCUCCUGGAAGGCGUUCAUCUAAUUCAAAACUGCCGUCUGUCCCUACAGUUUCUUCAGUGCCUGAGGAUUCUGCUUCAAAUAUGAGUAUUACAGACAGACUUGAACAUGCUUUGGAAAAAGCUGCCCCACUUCUGAGAGAGAUUUUCGUGGAUUUUGCUCCGUUCCUUUCUCGAACUCUUUUGGGCAGCCAUGGGCAGGAGUUGCUGAUAGAAGGUACAAGCCUCGUGUGUAUGAAAUCUAGCAGUUCAGUUGUGGAGCUGGUGAUGCUUCUUUGCUCACAGGAGUGGCAGAACUCUAUACAAAAGAAUGCUGGUCUUGCCUUUAUAGAGCUAGUCAAUGAAGGAAGGUUGUUGAGUCAAACUAUGAAGGACCAUUUGGUCAGAGUGGCUAAUGAAGCAGAAUUUAUCUUGAGCAGACAGAGGGCAGAAGAUAUUAACCGACAUGCUGAAUUUGAGUCACUGUGUGCCCAGUACUCUGCUGACAAACGGGAAGAAGAAAAAAUGUGCCAUCAUUUGAUAACAGCAGCUAAGUACCGAGACCAAGUGACUGCAACUCAGCUAAUACAGAAAAUUGUCAACAUUCUUACAGACAAGCAUGGAGCCUGGGGAAGCUCUGCGCCAAGUCGUCCUCGUGAGUUCUGGCGCCUUGACUACUGGGAAGAUGACUUGCGGCGCCGGCGACGAUUUGUGCGUAACCCCCUCGGAUCGACACAUCCUGAAGCGACACUAAAAGCAGCCGGAGAACAUGCUCCCGAUGAAGAUAUACUUGUUAAAGGAAAGCAGUCUAUCAAGAGCCAAGCCUUAGGAAAUCAGAACUCAGAAAGUGAGAUUCUCUUGGAAGGCGACGAUGAUAUCACGUCAUUCAUUGAGGAGAGAGAAGUGGAGAACCUAACAGGUCCAGUUGCCCUGAGCACGCCAGCUCAGCUGGUGGCACCCUCGGUGGUGGUGAAAGGCACUCUGUCCAUCACUCUUUCCGAGCUCUACUUCGAGGUGGAUGAAGAAGAUCCCAGUUUUAAGAAAAUCGACCCGAAGAUUCUGGCAUAUACAGAAGGACUCCAUGGCAAAUGGCUUUUUUCAGAGAUUCGAGCUAUCUUUUCCCGACGCUAUCUUCUACAAAAUACAGCGCUGGAGAUAUUCAUGGCAAAUAGAGUGGGUGUCAUGUUCAACUUUCCUGAUCAAGCAACAGUAAAGAAAGUGGUUAACUGUCUCCCUCGGGUUGGUAUUGGGGCUACCUUUGGACUACCUCAGACCAGACGCAUUUCUUUGGCUAGUCCUCGACAGAUUUUCAAAGCUUCCCAUAUGACCCAGCGGUGGCAACACCGAGAAAUUUCCAAUUUUGAAUACCUGAUGUUUCUAAACACAAUAGCAGGUCGCACUUACAAUGAUUUAAAUCAGUACCCUAUUUUCCCUUGGGUUCUUACCAACUAUGAAUCAGAUGAGUUGGACCUUACACUUCCUAGCAACUUCAGAGAUUUGUCAAAGCCUAUUGGAGCUUUGAACCCAAAGAGAGCAGCGUUCUUUGCUGAGAGAUAUGAAUCAUGGGAAGAUGAUCAAGUUCCAAAGUUUCACUACGGUACACAUUACUCAACCGCAAGUUUUGCACUCGCGUGGUUAUUAAGAAUUGAACCCUUUACAACACUUUUCCUAAAUCUACAAGGUGGGAAGUUUGAUCAUGCAGAUAGAACCUUUUCAUCUAUUUCUAGAGCGUGGCGCAACAGUCAGCGUGACACUUCUGAUAUCAAGGAAUUGAUUCCUGAAUUCUAUUACCUCCCAGAGAUAUUUGUCAACAGCAACAAUUACAAUCUAGGAGUGAUGGAUGAUGGAACAGUUGUGUCUGACGUUGAACUUCCACCGUGGGCCAAAACCCCAGAAGAAUUUGUUCGCAUAAACAGACUGGCGUUAGAAAGUGAGUUUGUUUCCUGCCAGCUUCACCAGUGGAUUGAUCUAAUUUUUGGCUACAAGCAGCAAGGGCCAGAGGCUGCCAGAUCCCUGAAUGUGUUCUACUAUUUGACAUAUGAAGGAGCUGUUAAUUUAAAUUCAAUAACGGAUCCUGUAUUGAGAGAGGCUGUUGAAGCUCAAAUACGAAGUUUUGGACAGACCCCUUCCCAACUGCUCAUAGAACCACAUCCUCCAAGAAGUUCUGCAAUGCAGGUGUAUCUCCUCCUGCAGAGCCCGCUGAUGUUCACAGACCAAGCUCAACAGGAUGUUAUCAUGGUUCUAAAGUUCCCAUCCAACUCCCCUGUCACUCAUGUAGCAGCCAACACACAGCCUGGUCUGACCAAUCCUGCUGUGAUCACAGUUACUGCCAAUAGGCUAUUUGCUGUAAAUAAGUGGCAUAACCUUCCUGCUCAUCAAGGUGCUGUACAAGACCAGCCUUACCAGCUGCCAGUGGAAAUCGAUCCUCUCAUAGCCAGCAAUACAGGUAUGCACAGAAGGCAAAUCACUGACCUUUUAGACCAAAGCAUUCAGGUACAUUCCCAGUGUUUUGUGAUCACCUCUGACAAUCGUUAUAUCUUGGUUUGUGGCUUCUGGGACAAGAGUUUCCGAGUUUAUUCUACCGAUUCAGGUAAACUGAUGCAAGUAGUAUUUGGACACUGGGAUGUUGUCACCUGUCUUGCUCGUUCUGAGUCGUAUAUUGGAGGAAAUUGUUACAUUCUGUCAGGGUCUCGUGAUGCAACAUUGCUGCUCUGGUACUGGAAUGGCAAAACCAAUAUCGUUGGUGAUAAUCCAAGAGGUGAUUUCGCAACUCCUCGAGCCAUUUUGACAGGACAUGACUAUGAGAUCACCUGUGCUACCAUUUGUGCUGAACUUGGCUUAGUAAUAAGUGGUUCAAAAGAAGGACCAUGUCUCAUACAUUCUAUGAAUGGAGAUUUGCUAAGGACGUUAGAAGGUCCUGAAACACUAGAAGGUCCUGAAAAUUGCCUGAGACCAAAACUUAUUCAAGCUUCAAGGGAAGGCCAAUGUGUCAUAUAUUAUGAAAAUGGCCUUUUUUGUGUAUUCAGUGUGAAUGGGAGACUUCAAGCCACUAUGGAAACAGAUGACAAGAUCAAGGCAAUUCAGCUGAGUAGAGAUGGACAGUAUCUGCUUACGGGUGGAGACAACGGAGUUGUCAUGAUAUGGCAGAUGUGGGACCUGAAGAAGCUUUUUGCUUACCCAGGCUGUGACGCUGGAAUCCGAUCCAUGGCCCUGUCAUAUGACCAAAGGUGCAUACUGACUGGGAUGGCAUCGGGGAGCAUAGUGGUUUUCUACAAUGACUUCAAUCGUUGGCAUCAUGAAUAUCAAACCAGAUACUGAUCUUCGCGGAGACCACAGCACUGAUGUGGGUGGCUGUUGUCAGAAUGAGACUGACCAUAGCACGCCUCCCUUGGUGUCCUGUCACAGCAUGGCUCCUUAUAAAUAGCUAUAUCCUAUCUGAAUGUAACUUAAAUUUGCUGGGAGAAGCAACCUAUUUUUUAAAGUUAAUCGCUAUUUUUGUAGACUUUGCUUGACUUUUUGGGGGAAGGGCAGUGAAGCAGAAAAAUGGCUGCUGGGUUCUGUAGUUAAAAAUCUAUAUUUUUAGUCAUAAUGAGAAGUCUAUUUUGAUCCCAGUAUGAAAAAGAAACUUAAAGUCAGUUAAAACUUAUGCUCUAGCUGUGUCGUGAAGAAACAGAUUUUUCCACCUGAAGCUUUAUCUAUAACUUUGAAGAAUAUAUGAUUUUAACAUAAUGGAAAUGAAUUACGUUUGGGGAGUUUUAAUCUGUACUAUCGAUACUAUACUUUGUCUUGUACUUUUCCAAAUGAUUGUACUACAUCAGCACUGACAUUUCUGAAAAUCAGAAGUAAUAUUUAAAUUAUGGUUAACGUAACGUUAAACUUUGCAAAUGGUUUCCAUCAAUGUUAAUAUUCAGGCAUGCUCCUAGGCCUAGACAAUUAGUUCUUUUUUAGUCGUAUGUUAAUGUGCAGUUAAGAGAGCAGCGGAGUUUGUGUUGCAUCGAGUGUGAAUCCUUCCAGUUUUCACCUGACAUCUCCUUCAAAGCACACCAAAAUGUAGAUUGUUCCUCAAAAUCAGGAAGGCUAUUUGAAAGCCUUAAGCUCAAAUCAGAAACCUGCAGAAGCAGGGUUUAUUUUGUGUGUGUUUUUGUUAUUGUUUUUUAAAUAGGUGCAUUUACCAAAGCACACUUCUGCUGUCUGACUGUGAAAGCACUAGAAAGGCAAAUGUUUGCUGGUGCACAGCCUCUCUACAGCAGCAGAAGCACUAGACUUGCAGGUUGCUUUCUUGUUUGUCCAGAACUGACCCCUGCAAUACUGUAGCACACACCUUGUUCCUUUUCUGUAUAUGGCAGGAACAUCUUUUAUAUUUUGCUAUCACCAAAACUAGUCAGGUCCUGUCCAAUCUUGUGAAAUUCUCUCUUUCUUUUAGGAAAUGAAAAAUAAUUUAUAUUAAGGAACAAUAAGUUAUUUUGGUGUUGCACAAGUCUACUUUUCUACAAGAUUGCUGUGCAGAACUCUGUGAAAAUAUUUGUGAAAAGAACUGUUAUUGUUUUGUAAGUCUGUAUUGCAUAAAAAUAUCUUAUUUGUAUGUUGUGAUCUAUCAGUUGAAAUUUACAUUCCCUAUCUAUAUUGAUACCUACAUUUCUCUAGCUGCCUACUACAGCAAUUCCUGUUUUUCUAAGCAUUUAGCUACUAUCUCUUUAAGUAAAGAUUUGGAAUGAGAAAAUUCAUUUUGAGUGAAGAAAUUAAAUAAAAUUGCAUUUGUAAUUGA
This is a messenger RNA of Lagopus muta (rock ptarmigan), 10313 nucleotides long. It is a transcript of the gene LRBA, whose product is annotated as LPS responsive beige-like anchor protein. Gene Ontology annotation, cellular component: membrane; cytosol. The transcript has 57 exons. Bases 326 to 8866 code for a protein of 2846 amino acids. Gene Ontology annotation, biological process: intracellular protein localization. NCBI's taxonomy places the organism in Eukaryota, Metazoa, Chordata, Aves, Galliformes, Phasianidae. Gene Ontology annotation, molecular function: protein kinase binding. The record is from RefSeq and is a predicted model, not a curated record.